Messenger RNA from Penicillium concentricum, 1677 nucleotides. Its product is annotated as FAD-binding oxidoreductase. The transcript is spliced from 2 exons. The annotation marks the transcript as partial. NCBI's taxonomy places the organism in Eukaryota, Fungi, Ascomycota, Eurotiomycetes, Eurotiales, Aspergillaceae. The record is from RefSeq and is a predicted model, not a curated record. Gene Ontology annotation, molecular function: oxidoreductase activity; FAD binding.
AUGAGACUUCUCUUCCUUAGCAGUUUAUGUGCCCUGGCAACAGCUGCUAGCGCCAGCGCCAGUGCCCAAGCAUGCAAGUGCUUUCCCGGGGAUGCGUGUUGGCCGUCUAAGCAAGAAUGGAACAGCUUCAAUCGCACAGUAGGCGGCCGUCUGAUUGAGACGGUACCUCUAGGCUCUCCAUGCCAUGCUCCCAAUUAUGAUGAGGCUUUGUGCGAGACAUUGACAGCCCAGUGGAAGCUUUCAGCGGUGCAUAUCGAUUCGUCCUCAUCCAUUCAAGACCCCAUUUAUGCCAACCAAAGCUGCGAUCCUUUCACCUCUCGUGAUUCGCCAUGCCAUCUGGGCAACUAUGUGCGGUAUGCGGUAGACGUGACCGGUCCAAAAGAUAUUGCAGCAACUAUCCGGUUUGCCGAAAAGAUGAACAUCCGGCUAGUGAUCCGAAAUACGGCACAUGACUACAUGGGACGUUCGACUGGAGCUGGAGCACUCGCCAUCUGGACUCACCAUUUGAAGGACACUGAGGUCAAAGACUGGGCUGAUUCCCAGUACACCGGCAAGGCCAUCAAGAUCGGUGCCGGAGUGCAAGGUUUCGAGGUCGGCCAGGCCCUGACCAAACAUGGAUUGGUUGCCGUCACCGGUGAAUGCCCUACAGUUGGUGUUGCUGGAGGGUAUACCCAAGGCGGUGGUCACUCCCCUCUCAGCACAGCAUAUGGUCUAUCCGCCGACAACACCCUGGAGUUCGAGGUCGUGACAGCUGACGGCAAGUUUGUCACGGCCAGUCCACACUCCCGCAAACACGCCGAUCUCUUCUUCGCCCUGAGUGGCAGUGGCGCUGGAAACUACGGCGUAGUAGUCUCGGUCACCCUCAAGGCACACCCAGAAGCCAUGACCAGCGGCGCCGGCUUUACCCUGGACGAUCCCACCUUGGAUUACCCGGCGAUUGUAAACGCCUGGCACGCAGCCUUGCCUGAUAUUCUGGACGCAGGUGUAAUGGCCACCUAUUACGCAGAGAACGGCACCCUCGUUGUCUAUGCCCUCACUGGUUACAACCGCACGCAGUCGGACAUGGAAAAGAUCCUAUCACCAUUUGUCAAGUCAGUGGCUUCUUUGAACGUCGACCUGAAGCCUAAAUACACCCAGUUUGACACCUACAACGAGUUCUACUACGCGUACUUCGGCCCUCUCCCCGUUGGCGUCUUCGGCUCAGCCGGUGAAUACCUCAUGGGAGGCCGUCUGCUACACCGGGAUGCGCUCCAGCACGUCGGUGGUGCGAUCAACGAGACGCUCCAGCUAGGCGUACGAUUCAUCGGCCAAGCGACUAAUGUCGCGCGCUUCGGCUCUCGGAGCAGGGCUGUCCUCCCACAAUGGCGAGACACGCUGGUCAUGUCUUCUUACACCCUCCCUUACAGCUUCGACGUCCCAUUUUCACAAAUGAAGGCUGAGCAGAACUAUAUCACGGAUCGCAUCAUGCCGAUCAUCGAGAAGGUGACACCUGACGCGGGAGCGUACAUCAAUGAGGCGGAUUUCCAGCAGCCUGAUUGGCAGGAUGUUUUCUAUGGUCGGAAUUAUAAGCGGUUGUUGGCGAUUAAGAAGUCGUAUGAUCCAAAGGGGCUGUUUUGGAAUCCCAUCGCGGUAGGGAGUGAGGGGUGGAAGACGAAGAAUGAUGGGAAGUUGUGUCGG